CACCAUUUCCGUUCGUUAUCCAUUGUAACGCCCGAAAGCGAGGAUCGUUCGCCAUUAUUAUAUACCGACGCCACGAAAAAUCGUUCUUUCGAUUUCGAUUUUUAUCUCAGGUUUUUCUUUUCUUGACCAGUUUCCAGUUUGGAAUUAAAAAUGAGUGACAUUGAAAGAAGUGGUAGUCGAAGUUCAAGUCCACGCCGACCACGUACUGCAGAUGGAGGAUUAAGAGACUCGCGGUCACAUUCAAGGUCACGCAAAUCUCGUGAACGGAAAGAAUCACACAGGGCAGUUAAAGAAUACUCUAGAUCAAGGAGUCGUUCUCUUUCGCGUAGCCGAAAGUCUUACCGGAGUAACAAAUACGCUAGUGCUGGGCAUCGUGGAAGCAGUCGCAGUCGCAGUCGUUCUCUUUAUAGAGGCGGUAGAUACUCUCGCAGCAGAUCUCGAUCAUACUCACGUUCCCGCUAUUCUCGAGAACGUGACAGGAAUAUCUAUCGCUCACAUUCUCGAAGCCCAAUGUCAACAAGAAGACGUCAUGUUGGUAACAGAGACAAUCCUUCUCCUUCUCGAUGUUUAGGUGUAUUUGGGCUUUCCAUAUUUACUACAGAACAACAAAUUCAUCACAUCUUCUCAAAGCAUGGUCCAGUUGAAAGUGUACAAAUUGUUAUUGAUGCUAAGACAGGACGAUCCAAAGGAUUUUGCUUUGUGUAUUAUGAAUCAUCCGAGGAUGCUAAAGUAGCAAAAGAACAAUGCACAGGAAUGGAAAUUGACGGACGACGAAUAAGAGUAGACUAUUCUAUCACACAAAGAGCCCACACACCUACACCUGGUAUUUAUAUGGGAAAACCGACGCAUCUACCUGACCGAGGAUGGGAUGGACCAAGACGUAGAGAGAGCAGUUACAGAGGAAGCUAUCGCCGUUCUCCAAGUCCAUAUUACAGCCGACGACGAUCACGUUAUGACAGGUCUAGAUCACGCUCCUAUUCUCCACAUUCAUAUUUCCGUAGACCGCUUAUAUUCAGUCCAAAGUAUAAGAUGAAAUAAGAAUCUACGUAAAUUAUCAAGAAUCGAUGGCAGACGCAUCAAGAAAUGCAUCGAAUAAAUCGUACGGUAGUAACUAAGUGCACCCUGUACCCUGGGUCGAACAAUCAUGGUUUUUGUUGCUUAAUGAAUUUCAGGUCGAUAUUAAGUGACCGAGUGUGAUGCGAGAGGCCAGGUGUUUGGGAGCCAUUUGUGUGACUUGACCCUAUGACCCCAAAUUUCUUCUAACUAUACCGUACCGGGUCAAAAAUGCAAACGCUACAUUCUUACUGCUGUUCUUACCUUACCUAUUUCUGCAUUAUACGCGAUUAAAUAUAUAACAUUUACGUUAUAUUAUACAAUAUCAAUUAAUGAGAUAACAUUUAAUAUGCAAAGGAGUCUAGCAUAUUCUUUGCAUGAAACAGUAAGGUUGGAAUGGACACAAUAGUUAAUUUUCUUUUUCGAUAAUAUUAUGAAGAAUAGGUUUAAGUUACUCAUACUAUAAUUAUCAUGUGAAGGUUGGAAUAUGAUUGAGUUAUGAAUUUAAUUUGAAUAUUUAAUAAUUUGCUUAAAGUUGUAUUCCAGCCGUUGGACACUAGAUACCACUCUCUAACUACUAAACAUGGUAGAAAUCGGGAAAUCUGGUAUUCCUAUCCGUUUAUGAAACAAAAAAAAACAAAAAACAAAACAAAAAAAAGCAAAAAAAAUACAAAAACAAAAAAAUAAACCUGAAAAUAGAAGUAAGGUCUCUAACCUGUUUGUUUGUUUAUAAGGUUUUGAAUCAAGAGGUAUUGGAUGAUAGAGGGAAGUUUGAAGUUUCACUCUGAAAAAAUGAAAGUUUUGAAAAAUUGAAGACAAGAUUUCUGAAGAUGUUUGUCUUGCUCGCAUUUCAAGAUAUGAAGGUUUUUCGCGCAUGUGACAAAGAAUAUGAUCCGAAUCGCAUUCAUUUCCGGCUGAGAAGUCUCAAGCCUAGAAGAUCAGCAAGUACUAUAAAGCAAGCCUCAAGAGUCAGAAUCGUUGGCCCCCGACCUGGACAAAUCAGUGGUUGGGGGUGAAACUGGCUGAACGUUUCAGAAAAUGUUCAGGAAGCAUCGAAAUCUUUUCUAAAUAGGGAAGAGCGUAAGGUGCUCCAAGGUUUAUACUGAUCAUAUUCUUUCUCAGUUGAUUUGAUUUACAAUACAAUAUUCGCUAUUAGAUUCUCCUGAAAUAAAUAAAAUGUUUAUACCUCCAUCCAUCCCAUCCCUCCACCAUCCUAAAACCUCCAUCUCCACGAAGGCAAAUUUUUUGAUUUUAUACGCAGAUAAAACAUUAAAUAUAAAUUGAAAAAUUAAUAAAUAUGAAUUUUUAUAUAUAUAUGUACCUAUGAUUUGCUAUGUCUUUAAUUUUUUUUCGUUGCCAUGAUUAAUUUGAAAAAAGACAAUUUUCUGUAAAAAAAAAAAAGAAAGAAAGAAAAAGUUUUUUUUUUUUAAUUACUUAACGUCGCAUAGACCGCUUCUAUCGAUUAUUAGCAAAGUAGGAAGCAAAGUUUAUAGUUUAUUAUGCGGUUUGGUGUGCUUUAGGUAAUGUAAAUGACCUUUUUGUAGGUUCUAUGUUCUUUAAGAUUAUUCUUAUGUUUAAGUUCUGUUUAUAAAAGAAGUAUCUUCAGCAAUACAAGAUAAUAUGUUUCAA
Vespula vulgaris is the source of this 2682-nucleotide messenger RNA. Its product is annotated as transformer-2 protein homolog beta. Gene Ontology annotation, molecular function: RNA binding. Lineage: Eukaryota; Metazoa; Arthropoda; Insecta; Hymenoptera; Vespidae. Gene Ontology annotation, biological process: positive regulation of mRNA splicing, via spliceosome. The transcript has 5 exons. The record is from RefSeq and is a predicted model, not a curated record. The coding region runs from base 151 to 1038 and encodes 295 amino acids. Gene Ontology annotation, cellular component: spliceosomal complex.